This is a messenger RNA of Triticum turgidum subsp. durum (durum wheat), 1452 nucleotides long. Lineage: Eukaryota; Viridiplantae; Streptophyta; Magnoliopsida; Poales; Poaceae. The record is from the annotation of a GenBank genome assembly.
AUGGUGGUCAGGUGCGUGCACGCCGAUGCGGGUGGCUUCCGGCUCUGGCCGGUCUUCUCGGCCGCCGCCAUGCGGAGGAAGCUUCUUGAGGUGCUCACGUGCGGCGGCGGCGGCGGUUCUUGCCGCGGCCGGACGUCCUUCCGGUCGCCCCAGCCGCGCGCGCCGUCGCAGUCGCAGCCGAGGCCCCGGUCGGACCGGCUGGCGGAGCUGCUCCGGGCGGAGCCGUCCGAGUGCGGUGACGACGAGGGCGAGGCUGACGCGGCCGCCAGGAAGUCGGCGGCGCUGGAAGAGCUCAAGGUCGUCGUCGCUGCCCUUCAGGACGGAGAGGGAGAUGUUAACGGUGGCGUCUCGUGGCGCGUCGAGGCGGCCACGGUCGUGCGGAGGAAGGCCAAGGACGACGCCAUGGCCAGGGAGAUGCUCGCGAUGCUCGGCGCCAUCCCGCCGCUCGUCGCCAUGCUCGACCAGGGCGGAGGCGGCGACGAGCUCCUGGCCGCCGCGCUGUACGCGCUCCUCAACAUGGGGAUCGGCAAUGACACGAACAAGGCCGCGAUCGUCCAGGCCGGCGCCGUGCACAAGAUGCUCCGCAUUGCCGAGGCCGCGUCCGGCGCUCUGACGGGGGCGCUCGUCGCCAACUUCCUCUGCCUCAGCGCGCUGGACGCGAACAAGCCCAUCAUCGGCGCCUCCGGGGCGGCGCCCUUCCUCGUGCGCGCGUUCGAGGCCGCGGCCACCGAGCAGGUCCGGCACGACGCCCUGCGCGCGCUCCUCAACCUCUCCAUCGCGGCGGCGAACGCGCCGCACCUGCUGUCCGCGGGGCUGGCGCCGUCGCUGAUCGCCGCCAUCGGGGACAUGUCGGCGUCGGACCGCGCCCUCGCCGCGCUCUGCAACGUCGUGGCCGCCUGCCCCGAGGGCCGGCGCGCGGUGAGCCGCGCCCCGGACGCGGUGCCGGUGCUCGUGGACGUGCUCAACUGGUCCGACGACGCCGGGUGCCAGGAGAAGGCGGCGUACGUGCUGAUGGUGCUGGCGCACCGGAGCUACGGCGACCGCGCGGCCAUGGCGGAGGCCGGCGCCACGUCGGCGCUGCUGGAGCUGACGCUGGUGGGCACGGCGCUGGCGCAGAAGCGCGCGUCGAGGAUCCUGGAGAUCCUGCGCGCCGACAAGGGCAAGCAGCAGGUGGCCGACGCGUCCGGCGUCGCGGCCACGGUGUCGGCGCCGCAGGAGCGCGGCGUCGGCGGCGGCGGGCGGUGCCAGGAGGAGGAGAAGGAGGAGGCGGAGGGGGAGGCCUGCUGCAUGAGCCACGAGAAGCGCGCCGUGCGGCAGCUGGUGCAGCAGAGCCUGCAGAGCAACAUGCGGCGGAUCGUGCGGCGCGCGCGGCUCCCGCAGGACCUGGCGCCGCCGGACGGCAGCCUCAAGGCGCUCUCCUCCUCCUCCACCUCCAAAAGCCUGCCGUUCUAA